CUUCAACAGGACCCAACACAAUAUUCUUCUGCUGUAAUCUCCACGGCAUAAGUACAGUUAUGGCAUGGCGUCUGAUGAGUGAGGAGCAGUUCCAGUGUUCGAUCUGUCUGGAUGUGUUUGUAAACCCUGUGACAAUCUCCUGUGGGCAUACCUUCUGUCAGACAUGUGUAACCCAGUACUGGGACAGUACAGCAGUGUGCCAUUGUCCCCUCUGCAAGAGGACCUUUAUCAGAAGACCGCAAGUCAAUAUCAACACGACGAUGAGGGAUCUAGUCAAUGAAUUUAAGUCAAUGAGAGGUCCUAACUCUGGUGUGGCCCUGCCUGGAGAGGUGACGUGUGAUAUGUGCAGUGGGGAUGGCCAGGGUAGGCUUCGUGCCCUAAAGACCUGUCUGGACUGUGGAACGUCUUUGUGCUCGGUUCACCUCGAGCUCCACCAGAGGGUACCCCGGCUUCAGAGACACACACUCACGGAACCGCUGGAGAACCCAGAAGAACGCAUGUGUCAGAGGCACCAGAGGCCGCUGAAGUUGUUCUGCCGGGAUGACCACGUGUGUGUGUGCGAGUUCUGCACCGAGGGAGAACACAAGAGCCACAACAUGGUUCCACUAGAGGAGGAGGGCAACGAUAGGAAGAACCAGAUGGGGGAAAGUAGAGUAGAGCUGCAGCAGAUGAUGAAGGAGAGACAGGGGAAGAUCACAGAGAUCCAACGCAACAUGGAGAUCACCAAGACAAGCAAAAAAGAGGAGCUUGCCCACUUUGGUGAGCUCUUCUCUUCGCUGGAGGCGAUCCUGGAGCGCAGCCGCUGUGAUCUGCAGGGGGCGCUAGAGACCGAGCAGCGCACCAUGGAGACGCAGGCGGAGAAGCUCAUCAGACAGCUCCAACAGCAGAUAGACACACUUCAGAGCAGAGACACACAGCUGGAGGAGCUCAUACACACACAUGACCACUUCCACCUGGUGCAGGCUGAUCUGUCCUUGUGCCAGACCCCAAACAUCACAACAACCGAUGUGAGAGUUAAGGACAUCCCCUUAAACACAGACCCCUACCUGCAUGAGCUGGAACAAUCUAUUAAAACAGAAAUCAUCAAGUACACUUGGAACAAGCUGUGGUGGAUGCAGUGUUUUGCAGUGGAUGUGACUCUGGAUCCAGACACAGCUCAUCCACUCCUGCGGCUGUCCGAGGACCAGAAGCAGGUGCGCUGUGGCGACCAUUUGCAGAAUGUUCCGGAUCUUCCUGUCCGUUUUGAUGAAAGCAAAUGUGUUCUUGGGAAACAAGGUUUCUUGGACCGGUUCUACUUUCAGGUGAAGGUGGCGGAGAAAAGCAGCUGGAGCAUUGGAGUAACCAGUGAGUCCGUAUCACGUAAGGGAAGGGUGAAAGCAGGUCCGACUACAGGCUACUGGACAAUCGUGCUCAGAGCUGGGAAUCAGUACUUGGCUGGGACAAGCCCCCCUCGGCCUCUGUUUGUUGAAAAUAAGCCCCAGAUGCUGGGGGUGUUUGUGGACUACGAUAUGGGUCUUGUCUCUUUCUACGAUGUUGAAAUGGAGUCACAUCUUUUUUCCUUCACUGAACAAAUGUUCUCUGGGAAGCUUUUCCCAGUUCUGAGCCCUGGUGUCAAUGAAGCAGGAACAAACUUGAAGCCCAUAAUAAUUUCUCCCCUCAGCCAGCAGGCUCAUAUGCUUGCAUUCUUGCAGGGGCUGGGGGCUGCAGCUAGGUGCUAAAUUCAACGACCUCUUUUUAACUUAAGAUAUAAAUGAAUGAAAUGCAAAAGUGAAGAGCAUCAUUGAAUCAAGCACUUUUUAAAGAUGACAUAGAAUAGAAAAAUGCUUUUACCUUAGCUUUGCUGAAGAAGGUGGCCACAAAGCUACUGUGAAACAGAAACAUGGUUUCCUUCUCAUGAAAAUCUUAGACUACCACUAGAAUUACCACUAAAAAAAUCUGGACAAAGACAGACUGUGACGCAAAUGCAGCUAACAGAGACGACUCCCAUCCACAUGUUAGGC
Molecule: messenger RNA, 2000 nt
Organism: Sardina pilchardus (European sardine)
Lineage: Eukaryota; Metazoa; Chordata; Actinopteri; Clupeiformes; Clupeidae
Product: E3 ubiquitin-protein ligase TRIM39-like
Exons: 7
Coding region: 60-1718 (552 amino acids)
Molecular function (GO): zinc ion binding; protein binding
Source: RefSeq, a predicted model, not a curated record